AGGAGAAGAGCACGUUAGCUACUGCCCUCCAGCCCCCUUCAGUGUUGUUUUCGUAAAGGAUUUAAACACUGGCGAGGGCGGUGGCUUCCAAAGGCGCACAGGCGUCCCUUUUCCAACUUGGUCUUCUCAUUCUCCCUUCCUGCUCCAUAACUACAACGUGUUUCUGUUUGUAAUCAUCUUGGCUUGUCCUUAUCUCUUCUUGUAAGAAAAAUCCUUUGCGCCAUUCCCCUCCAAGCUCCAGAAAAAAGCCUGGAAAACGCUCCCACCUCAGCCCCAGUGUCGCUCAGCGGUCAAGGAGCGAGCGACGUAGGAAACCCUGAGAUAAGACCCUGGCCCCGCGCUGGGGCCGGGUAACGGUGCGGGGGCACGGAGCGCGGCCGGCCUGGGAGGGCGGCGGCCCCUUUAAGAGCAGGCCACGCCCCCUCCCUCCUUCUGUUCGCGGCCAGCGGUCGGUGGCGGCCGCUACGGUGCUGACAAGAUGGCGGCUGGCGGAGCUGUCGCUGCGGCGCCCGAGUGCCGGCUUCUCUCCUACGCGCUACACAAGUGGAGCUCCUUUUCCUCCACCUACCUUCCCGAGAACAUUUUAGUGGAUAAACCAAAUGACCAAUCUUCAAGAUGGUCUUCAGAAAGCAACUAUCCUCCCCAGUACUUGAUUCUAAAGCUGGAAAGGCCUGCUAUAGUUCAGAAUAUCACAUUUGGAAAAUAUGAGAAAACUCAUGUUUGCAAUUUGAAAAAAUUUAAAGUCUUUGGUGGAAUGAAUGAAGAAAAUAUGACAGAGCUGUUGUCCAGUGGCUUAAAGAAUGAUUAUAACAAAGAAACAUUCACCUUGAAGCAUAAAAUCGAUGAACAGAUGUUUCCUUGUCGAUUCAUUAAAAUAGUUCCACUCUUGUCCUGGGGACCCAGCUUUAACUUUAGCAUCUGGUAUGUUGAACUUAGUGGCAUUGAUGAUCCUGAUGUAGUACAACCCUGUCUCAACUGGUAUAGCAAGUACCGUGAACAGGAAGCUAUUCGCCUUUGCCUAAAACACUUUAGACAACACAACUAUACAGAAGCUUUUGAGUCACUACAAAAGAAAACCAAGAUUGCCCUGGAACAUCCCAUGUUAACAGAUAUUCAUGACAAGCUGGUGUUGAAGGGCGAUUUUGAUGCUUGCGAAGAGUUGAUUGAAAAAGCUGUAAAUGAUGGCUUGUUCAAUCAAUAUAUCAGUCAACAGGAAUAUAAGCCGCGAUGGAGUCAAAUCAUUCCCAAAAGUACCAAAGAAACUAUUAUUUCUACUAAAGGUGAUGGAGAAGAUAACCGACCAGGAAUGAGAGGAGGCCAUCAGAUGGUUAUUGAUGUUCAAACAGAGACCGUUUAUUUGUUUGGUGGCUGGGAUGGAACACAAGAUCUUGCUGACUUCUGGGCGUACAGUGUGAAGGAGAACCAGUGGACAUGUAUCUCUAGAGACACUGAAAAAGAGAAUGGUCCUAGUGCCAGAUCAUGUCAUAAAAUGUGCAUUGACAUUCAAAGGAGGCAAAUCUACACAUUGGGGCGUUAUUUGGAUUCCUCUGUGAGGAACAGCAAAUCUCUGAAAAGUGAUUUCUAUCGUUAUGACAUUGAUACAAACACUUGGAUGUUACUAAGUGAGGAUACUGCUGCUGAUGGAGGGCCGAAAUUGGUGUUUGAUCAUCAGAUGUGUAUGGACUCAGAAAAACAUAUGAUCUACACUUUCGGUGGUAGAAUUUUGACUUGUAACGGCAGCGUAGAUGACAGCAGAGCCAGUGAACCACAAUUCAGUGGCUUAUUUGCUUUCAACUGUCAAUGUCAAACCUGGAAACUUCUUCGAGAGGACUCCUGUAAUGCUGGGCCUGAGGACAUCCAGUCUCGAAUAGGACACUGCAUGCUAUUCCACUCAAAAAAUCGUUGCUUAUAUGUAUUUGGUGGCCAGCGAUCAAAGACCUAUUUGAAUGAUUUCUUUAGUUAUGAUGUGGACUCUGAUCAUGUAGACAUAAUAUCAGAUGGCACCAAGAAAGACUCUGGGAUGGUUCCAAUGACAGGAUUUACACAGAGAGCAACUAUUGAUCCAGAACUGAAUGAAAUACAUGUCUUAUCUGGACUCAGCAAAGAUAAGGAAAAGAGGGAAGAGAAUGUUAGAAAUUCAUUCUGGAUUUAUGACAUUGUGAGAAAUAGUUGGUCUUGUGUCUAUAAGAAUGAUCAAGCUGCAAAGGAUAAUCCAACUAAAAGUCUUCAGGAAGAAGAACCAUGUCCAAGGUUUGCCCAUCAGCUUGUAUACGAUGAGCUACACAAGGUUCAUUAUUUAUUUGGUGGGAAUCCAGGAAAAUCUUGCUCUCCAAAGAUGAGAUUAGAUGACUUCUGGUCACUGAAGUUGUGUAGACCUUCAAAAGAUUAUUUACUGAGGCAUUGCAAGUACCUCAUAAGAAAACACAGGUUUGAAGAAAAGGCCCAGAUGGAUCCCCUUAGUGCUCUGAAAUAUUUACAAAAUGAUCUUUAUAUAACUGUGGAUCAUUCAGACCCAGAAGAAACAAAAGAGUUUCAGCUCCUGGCAUCAGCUCUAUUCAAAUCUGGUUCAGAUUUUACAGCCCUAGGCUUUUCUGAUGUGGAUCACACCUAUGCUCAAAGAACUCAGCUCUUUGACACCUUAGUAAAUUUCUUUCCUGACAGCAUGACUCCUCCUAAAGGCAACCUGGUAGACCUCAUUACACUGUAACUGAAGAGUCACUGGACACAGAAAUGGAAAACAGGAGUCGAUUUUCCAUCUUUCGGAUUGCAGCUCCAUUGACUGACACUAAAGCUGCAGUGAUUGAGGACUGCACCAGAGUUCUGAAGGGAUCUUAACCAUCACAGGUUUUUACCCUUUUCCUUCAUACCUGACCUCAACCCCUCUCUUCAUCCUAUUCCUAAAUUAGGCUAAUAAAGUGAAAUUGUUAUACUUUCCAGUUAAAUAUAUAUAUUUUUUCUUAUGUUAUCUUUUAAGAAUUAAUGAGUAUAAAAGGAAAAUUAGGCAGUUUACCCUUUUCAGAAUUUUCUUUCUUUUUUUAAUUGGGGGAAAUAAGCACUAUUAACAGAUUCAGCACUACAAGUAUUUUGAACGUUGUUGCUGUUGGUCAUUUGGCCUGCCUUCUCAUCCCUUCCCACUUCACUUCACUUCCCGUCACACAACUUCGUAUAAGUGGUGUCACUUGUUUACCUCUUUACUUUAUUCUUAACAAGUGUAUAGUUCUCUAGGACAGUUGAUGUAUGUUAAGGUGAUAUCUGUGUCUGUGCUGACUUGUAUUGUGUUACGUUAAACAGUAGGCAGAACUGUUGAGGGCUCAAAUUUGCACUCUUGGCCAUAGUACUAAAAAUGAAACCUGAGAUUGACCCAAGCACCUAUCUGAGAUUGGUAUAUAAUAUUUCUAUAAUGAUAUAUUAUUUUAUAGUAGAUAUUACAAUAGCAUCUGACUUUGAGUCACAGAAACCUUAAACUGAGGAGACUAUAGUUCAGAACCUUUAAGAGCCAUUCUAAAAAUGAUGAGCAGGAGGGAUCUAGUAGUGAAUAAUAUGUUCAUUGAUAUCUUCAUAGCAAUUUUAAGAGAAAAUUACUCUUUCGUCCAGAAGAUCUCUGCAGAACCAGGGCUCCCAUUUCCCUUUGUGCUAUCUCUUUGUAGUGUUUUCAUUUGAGAGAGGAGGCUGAGCUUCCAGAGCUCUGCUUUUAUUUAUUUUUAUACACAUUGUCUCUCUGUGUCUGCUUGUGGAUAAUUGAUAUUUUUAAGAGAAAUUAUUUGUGGUUGUUCAGUGGCAUACAACUGACAGGCAUUUCACUAAGCAUAUAGACCAGACUUUGUGAAUAGUUCAAAUAUUUUUUAAUUAUAAAGAACGGUAUGGCAGAUGGACUUUUCCCUGAGUCAGUUUUUCUGUGAGAGAUAGAGGUACGUAUCUUCUGAUGAGGUGCUGUGGAAUGCAGUGUGGGGAGCCACCUACAUCUGGCUAGUGCUUACAUUUGCUCAAAAAGCAUGUUGUAUGAAGCUGAUCCCCGCCAUACUAACGCAGACUUGUAAUAAGUGUCAGUUGAUCCAGUGGCUCAUAAGAGUGAACAGCUUUAUGGAAUCAAGUAUGUCCCUGAGUAGCAAGAUUAGGCUUCACCAAAGAAAGAAGAAAUUAACCUGCACUUUCAGAAAAUGUCAUGUAUGUAUAGGAAUGAAACAUUGAGAUCCCACUUUAUUCUGUCUUUAGUACAUGGUUUGGCUUCUUUUGGGGAUGAAUAGAAAUAUAUUUUUGCUAGUUCUAGGCUUGAGUCAUGAGUUCCGUGGCUUUCUUAGUAUUCCAAAGCAGUCAACAGUGAUUUCUUAAGCAAUUUGAUCUGUACCUUUACUUGUAAAAGGUAUGCUACGUAAUUCAGCACCUACCAACUUGUGUAGCUGCUGAAUAACCAAGUGACUGUCCAGUCAAGUAAAUACAGUUUACUUACAUACUUGUACAGUUUCAUAAAACAAUUCCCCUGAGUGACGUAAGAACAUAAAAUAUUAAUAUCACUAACAUAGCCUGUUGAAUCUUUUGUGGAGACAGGUGCAAGUCAGAAUAUUGACAAGAAAGAACUUGAAUUUGCUAAGACUUCCUAAAUUUGAAAGCUCUAGUUUUGCUUAGUGUGAUUAAGCAAGUGAAAGUCUGUUGCCCUCCACCAUUUAUUUUUACAGUGCUUCUUUGUAAUUUUUUUCAUCAGUUCCUCAAGUGUUGUUUGGAGGAAACGAAGUUCUUGACCUCAAUAAUUUUAUUUUUGUUUUUCCCUAAUUGCUUCCCUACUAGUUUUUUGGAAAACAUGUUUGUUUUAAUUUCAUCUUUCCUUGCUUUAUUUAGGUUCAAUUUCCCCCUCUUCAUUUCUGGAAUUUUUUGCGCACCACCAUGCUUAAAUGGGGUUAAAUCAUGGCAAGCCAUUUUCUCUUGCCAAAGUGAGAUAGAUAUACUGAAGAGGUAAUUGAAAGUCAGACUCUUUACUGUGGGGCUUUAAUGGGAACACUGCUGGAAGUGAUUGCGAAGAAUGUAGUGCUUCAUAUAUCCAAGACCGAGAUUGGCAUGUUGCUCACAACAUGUCACAGUUUAGUAAGGAGCUACCUGUAUUUCCAAGAAUUCCAGCAUAUCUUAUAAUUUAAAUAAUCGAAUUUGGUAUUUAGGUACACUGUUUAUAUAGCCAAGUGUGUAUGCUUUACUAGCUAACAAUUAUUUCAUUCUAGCUUAGGCAAAUCCCUAAUUGAAACACCUAGCUAAUGCUUUAGACACAUGAAUUAAGUGGGAUACAAUUUGUUCAUUUGUAUUAUCUCCAGCUUCAACCUCAUUCUUCCUUUUUCCUAGUAUAAUACAUUCUUUUCAACCAGAAAUUAAACUAGAUAUCUAACAUUAUUUUCAGUGCUUGUACUUCAUGAGAAAUGAUCUGAUUUUCAAGACACUUAAGUGCAUUUGCAUCUUAUUUUGGUAAUAGCAGAGACCUCAUGUGGCCAGUUUGAUUGAUUCAAGCAAAGGAAUUCAAACUUGAAUGCCUACCUCUGUGCUAAAGCUGACAGACAGUAUUAACUUUUAUCAAGGCCAUGUUUUAGACUUGGUUUUCAUUUAUACAAAAGCUGACCUGUCCAUGUCUAAUAAGCAAAAACUGAUAGAAGACAUUAUAAAAUCACUGGUUUAUCAUAGAAAGGUUUGUUGGGUUUAGAGCUCAGUGAUUUAAGCUUGUAAAACUGCAUUCUCGGGCAAAAUAUGUAUAUUGUAUAUAAAUGGUUGGGAGCUUACCAUUACAGUUGAUCUCUUCACAUCUGCCUUAAAAAUGCUAUGUAGGCUGGGCUUAGUAGCUCACACCUCUAAUCCCAGCACUUUGGGAGGUGGAAGCGGACAGAUCAUCUGAGGUCAGGAGUUUGAGACCAGCCUGACCAACAUGGAGAAAUCCCAUCUCUGCUAAAAAAAAAAAAUGCUAUGUAGAGAUACAUUAACAGCGUUAAAAUAAAACAUUUAAUAAAACAGUGUUUUAAAAUCUAACCUAUAAACAAAAACUAGUUUGAGGCACCCAAGCAUUUAAUGAGAGAUUGAGAAUGAUGCUUAAUGGAUCAAAAAAGCACUUAGGAGUAUGUUCCUGAUUUUAUUCUCUAAAUUAUACUUAAUUUCAUGGUAAUUACAUGAAGAAGUUACCUAUAAUUAUUCUUAACACAACAUGGAAUUCCCUGGGUAAUUGUCAGUCAUUUAUUUCCUGAAAGUUAUGUGAAAUCCUUAGCUGGUUGAACGUUGCACAGUACUUGAGAAUUACAGUUUAAAGUGAUUUCUGUGGGAAGGAACCAUUACAAUGUAUACUCUAAAUAAAGUCAUCUAACUGUUAAAGAAAAGAAAAAAAGAUACUCUUCCAAAUCCUUCUUCUAAAAAUCCACAUUCAUCCACAAUCUCAUCCCUUUGCAGAAAUUAUUGCCUAAAUUCUCACCAAGUUUUGAAUUCCUAAAAUAGACCCGGAACUGGGAUUUGAAGGCUCCCCCAGAAAAAGUUUAUGGCCGGAGGAGUAUCAUAGAGGGUCUGCAUAUGACAGUACUUACAGAUUAGAUUUUUGGAUGCUUUAACACAAAAAUUUUUGUUAUCCUUAUUGGCAAAAAACACUAUUAUUUUGUGGUUCUGGACUCUGGCUUCUAUCUCCCUGUGAUUUAAUGCUGAAAUGACUUGGCUAUCCAGAAUGUCUAGUCUAGAGGUCUGUUGGUUGAAGGUAGAAGUUUCCAAGGUUGUCGAAAUAAUAUGAAGCUGACUAGCUCACAUGAAUGAUGUUGCCCUCAUUUGUUUUGGGUGAGGACUCAUUGCUGCAGUAUAUUGAUUUCUUCACCAAAUGAUUUUUCUUUUUCUCAAUAAAAGCUGUCUUAGAGGUUCUACUUAUACAUGAUUUUUAAAACAUUGAUUUCCUUCUAUCCACCAACUACUGUGAAUUGUUUUUUCAUUUAUUUUUCUUAGCAAAUGUAACUUUAUUCUUGACUUUGUUUAGCCCUAGAUUUUCUGUGGCAUUCUGUAGGAGCAUUGUAUUGCUUGGAGGAAAAAAAAAAAAAAGAUCAAAAUCAUUCUGAGGCAAAAUGCUCUGUUAUCCUUAUUUAUGACAAGAGAAUAAUGAAAUUUAAAAUUGUAUAUGAAGGAAUUAAUAACAUUCAGAUAUUGCUGUAAAAUACUUGUCAUUUUUAUUUGGGGAUAGUACUAAUGAGUGUGGCAACUAUAAUGGAGAAAUGUGUUGGCCUCUUUUCAUGGCAUUAGAAACUCUUGUCAUAGAACUCUUGGUAAAGUACAAGUUUCAUAGCAGAGCUCCUGAAUUCAGUAUAUCAUCAGGAUUUCCAUUUACCUUUUGUCUUUUUUUUAUUGUAUUUUUUAGCCUUUUUGUUUCUGUUCCUACCUUCCAUGAGUAGCAUUGAUUUUUCAGCUGAAGUUGGAAUUUGUGUUAAGAAUUGACUUUAAAUUUCUGAUAUAGUUGAAUAUUAGAAAUGGCUUCAAUUGCCAUGAAAUGAUUGCUUUUCUUUUUUCUUUCUUAAAUAAAAAUAAUACAGCCUUAUAAAUGUCUCUUUCCCUCAAGAAUGUGAAUUUAGGCUGGGCAUAGUGACUCAUGCCUGUAAUCCCAGACCUUUGGGAAGCUGACACAGGAGGAUUUCUUGAGCCCAGGAAUUUGAGAUCAGCCGGGGAGCACAGCAAGACCUCAUCUUUACUUUAAAAAAAAAAAUUUUUUUUAGACAGGUGUGGUGGUACAUGCAAGUAGUCCCAGCUACUUGGGAGGCUGAGGUGGGAGGAUCGCUUGAACCCAGGAGUUUGAGGCUGCAGUGAGCUAUGAUUGCAAUGCUGCAUCUAGACUGGGCAACAGAACAGAGCAAGACCCUGUCUCAAAAAAAAAAAAAAAAGUGAAUUUAGCUCCAAUUCCAAAUGAUUAACUCUUAUGCCAGUCAUAGCCAGUGAAACCAUCCGAUGGUAGCUUCGGUGGCCCUUAACCUAAGGAGUCAUUAGAGGUUAGAGUAAAUUAGAUUAUCUAAUAGUGCAGAGAGAAAUGCCAUUAUGGGAAAUGAUCACUGUCUGCCUUUUUCAAUAAAGUUUUAGAUUGUGAACUGGAUCCUGCUUCACAGCUAAAAGACACAAAAUGAAAGGGUAGUUCUAGUUUAUCUUCUUAAUUGGAGUAAGAGUUGCAAUAUGCUGUCUGUCCCUAAACACUGCUGAGCUUGCUGGAAAACAGAAAAGCUGAACGUGGUUGUUACCUGAAAGCUGUAGAGUCAACAACAAAAAAGGGGAAAUGUUUUUGGUAGGGAAUUGGACCAGUUCUAAGAUAUCACUUAUAAUUAUAAAAAUAACGUCUUCCUUUUUAUCUACUUUUCAAACAGUCUCAGUGAACUAUUCAACAUUUGUGUGCAGUGUCCUGUUUUGCUUAUCUAAGGCAUUUUGACUUGGAAUUAUUAAACUUCAGGAACGAGCUAGAGAAGAGAAUGAGGGUAUGUUAGAGAAGGAAAAAUAGGAGCUUUUUGCUCAUGGACUUUAGAGGUUCACAAAUUGAAAGGAAAAAGAAAAUCCUUCAUUUCUAACCCUAAAAUAAUUUUGUUAAUGAGGUGCUGGAAAGAAGACUAUCAAAAGGGCUCAAAGCUCAUGCUUCUAGAGUAAUCAGUAAUUCUGAAUAGUCUUUGGGAAAUAGCCAAAGACUAUUACCUUUCUUCCCUUCUCCCAAAUAACUGUUUGAGAACUUAAAACAGAAAAUCCAGUGUUAAUGGGCUCUAGAUCUUAAGCUACGUGAGCAGUUUCUUACAUACGGCCAGUUUUCUUGAUAAGGAUCCAGGAGGAAAACCAGCAAUAAAACAUUUCAACAUGCAAUUUAGGGGUUCCCUUGCUUAUUCACUGAGUUUAAGCUCUUGCUGCAACAUGGCUCUGUACCAUCUGGGAUACUAGCAAUCACAGCAGUUAGCUCAGAUAUCUGAGCUGUCUGCCACACACAUACCAGCCUGAGGAGAUCAUCAUUCUUCAGUUUCAUUCAUUACUUAAUGAAUGCCAAAUUAAUUGGCAGGAAGAAGAAACACUCUGUGUGCUAUACUAAACAAGCCUGUGUGCAUGAUUAAGGAGUCACUCAAAAAGCUAAUUUUGAGCUUUAUUUCUCCUUUGUUAACAAAUCUCAAGAAAGCCUUUGUUACAGUUUAGCUCAUGUCAUUUGGUUGGUUUUAUUUUCUAGCCCUUUAACAUAGGAGAAAAUUGUCAUUUCAUGUAUAACUUGUAACACAUACAGAAUUGAACUGAUUAGUUCUCUUGCCUUAAAUUAACUAUAUAUCAUCCCAAGGAUCUCUGUUAAUUCUGCUUUGUCAAGAAAUAAUCAGAUCUGGGUUUGGCAUUAGAAAUAUUUCAUACUUUUGGUUUUUUCUUUAGGCCUCUUCCACAUCUAUAAAGUGAUUGAUUAAGUUAGAGGAGGUAUAUAGAAUAAGUUCCAAUCCCAUUGCAGCUGGCAGAGCAACAAAUGAGAGAAUCUUUCACCAUGAGAGCCAUGCCAUCGGGUGUUUUCUUGAGUAACCAAGUUAUAAGAUAAAUAAUACCAAGUAGUUAUCAACUCACUCCCAAAUUUAAUAAUAAGAUAACAAAGUCCGAAAGGUUACUUACGAGUUGUCUUCCAUGGGGGAAGAUAAAUUUAUUAAAAUGUCAUGUACUGAUCUUCUUGGGAUUUUUUGUUUUCCUUUCCCAGAAAAAGGAUUUUGGUGACUAAUCAAUUGUAAACACUUUGCUUCCUUACUUACAAACCAUCCAUUUAGAAAAAUCAAAGUGGACUUCCUUUCCUAAGCAUUACAAUUAGUCUGGGCAAGAGAUGUUAUGAUUGUCAUUCUUUAAGCCAGCUUAUAUUUUGGAUUUGUGUGAAAUGUCUUUUGAAAUUAGAUAAUAUAGUAUUAAUUAUCUAUUGUGUAUAGUCUUCUGCAUAAUUUAGAGUUGCAAAAUAAUGCAACUUUUCUGUAAACAAUUCUUUAUCCAUACAUAUUUUAUAAAUAUACAUAUACAUACACAUACAUUUUUAAAAAUUUUCCUUUUAAAGAGAUUUCUUGCCUUGCUCCCACUCCAAAAGCUAUGUACAGUUCAGUCAUUAGCCUCAGAGGAAGAAUACAGGAAAGCAAAGAUGAAGCCCUCCUUUUCUUGUGUUGGUCUUGGGAACAAACAGUACUCCAUCUUUCAAAAACGGUGUAUUUGUAAACAGUUUGGGAAAGAUGUUAGAAUUUUUUUAAAGUCAGCUCUUUUAUAAAUUGGAAAUACUCAGUAGUCAGAAAUAAGAUCCCUUCUGAUAGAGAUAGAUCCUCAAAACCCAAGUUGGACUGAAAAUUAGAUUGAGAAAGAUACAACUUCAUCCGUAGCCAAUAAAAUCUGUCUUUCCAAGUCUGCUUAUUAAUGCUGUGUGACUCUCUGCUUCUCCUUUUGAAAACAUCUCCUGGACUGGAAAUGUGGUGUGGUAGCAACCAGCUUAGCUGAAAAUUGGAGAAUGUUAAGUAGCUUUUAUGGGACUUAUGAUAAAAUGUAUUGAUGUUAGUGAUUAUCAAAAUAGGUUUAUCGUUAUAAACUAGGAAAUUACUAACUUAUACUUAACAUAGAAGAAAAACCAGUAUUAAGUGAUAAGACUUCUUCAUUUUAUUUGCUCUGCCUUAUUUCCAUUACCAAACAUAGUAAAGGCCAGAAAAGAUUUAAAAACAACAACAACAACAACAACAACACACACACACACACAACCAUUCCUUUUUUUUUAAACCACAUGGAGAAAGGACCAGGCCAGAAGCAUAUGUUCCCACCCUUACUUAUAUUCCUUUGAGCAUUGCCCUUUUCUAGACAGACAAUCUGAAAACAAUUGUGUUGAUAGGUCUCUUUAAGCCUGAACUCUGGGUGUAAGAGGUUAUCCAGAAGCUUUAGGGAGCUGCCUUGCUUAGGUCAUUGGAAGUUUCGUCCCUAAGACUCAUCUGAAUUCCUAAGUCCUUUAUGUACCAUUAUGGGCAUAUGGAGCAUAUUCAUAUUAUGAGGAGGAGUCUUUAUGAUGAACUUUUUAAUAUGGCCAUAAUUAAACUCACAUUCAAAAAGGAUGAGCUACUUGUCAGAAGCCAAAAGAAAAACAGACACAAUGAACAUGAAGCAAGGAGUCCAUAAAACAAGAGUUCUUUACCAUGUUUAAGUAAAUGUCUCUCAAAAAAUUGUAUUUCUCUACACAUUAGCUGAGAUUCACACAUGUUGCACCUCAGUAUUUCAGAUGAGACUCAAUGUGUGGAGGAGAAAACUGCAAACUUGUUGCGUUCUGGUCUUUCACACCGUCUUCUGUGGCAAUGUGAGGUCAGGAUUGUUUCCUAAAGUAUCUACAUCGUCUUAAAUGGAAAUCAUGGGACUCUAGAAAGCUGGCAUGAGCUGGUUGGAGCUUUUAAACAGAAGUGCUUUAUGGGUAUCAGAUCUCUUCUGACAUCAAUUGUUUCAAAUCAUUGUUGGGCUCUGUCAUGUUCUGCAGUCUUCCCCAUACCCCUCAUGAUCCUCUCUGGUUUAUCUUUUAUCCAAUCUUUAUGGAUUUCUUAGUAUUUUUUUAGUAUAAAUAAUUUUCGGAUCCCAGCUUUGGUAAAUGUGUUAACUCUACUUUGUGAAUAAAUAAAUGAGUGAUCUGCUGAACGAUUGCAAUUGUAGAAUUAUGUUGUAUGUAAUGUACAUAUGGAGAAAGAAUGUAUUUUCAUUUUCUUAAUAAAAAGUUAUAUAUGGAUGCUA
Molecule: messenger RNA, 11700 nt
Organism: Cebus imitator (Panamanian white-faced capuchin)
Lineage: Eukaryota; Metazoa; Chordata; Mammalia; Primates; Cebidae
Gene: MKLN1
Product: muskelin 1
Exons: 18
Coding region: 479-2707 (742 amino acids)
Cellular component (GO): cytoplasm
Molecular function (GO): protein binding
Source: RefSeq, a predicted model, not a curated record